Messenger RNA from Protopterus annectens (West African lungfish), 2076 nucleotides. It is a transcript of the gene PPP1CB, whose product is annotated as protein phosphatase 1 catalytic subunit beta. Gene Ontology annotation, cellular component: cytoplasm; nucleus. Gene Ontology annotation, biological process: regulation of circadian rhythm; circadian regulation of gene expression. The record is from RefSeq and is a predicted model, not a curated record. Gene Ontology annotation, molecular function: protein serine/threonine phosphatase activity. Bases 203 to 1186 code for a protein of 327 amino acids. NCBI's taxonomy places the organism in Eukaryota, Metazoa, Chordata, Ceratodontiformes, Protopteridae. The transcript has 8 exons.
GAAGAGCCUGAACCAGUAGUACUCCUCCUGCAAGAAACCAAGGGUGACCGCGUACCAGUCAGGAAGGAGUAUCUGUAAACUAGCGCGCGGCGUACCUCUGAGUAGCUACUACGAGAGUGAUUACACGGGAAUUGGUCUGCAAUCACCGGUCCUUUUGGUUCCUUGGUGCUACCGAUUUUUUUUUUGUUUAGUUAGUAAGAAGAUGGCGGAGGGCGAACUGAAUGUUGAUAGCUUGAUAACGCGGUUACUUGAAGUGCGAGGAUGCCGACCUGGCAAAAUUGUUCAGAUGACAGAAGCAGAAGUUCGAGGGUUAUGCAUCAAAUCCCGUGAAAUUUUUCUCAGCCAGCCCAUACUUUUAGAACUUGAAGCUCCCUUAAAAAUAUGUGGUGAUAUUCAUGGCCAGUACACUGACUUACUACGGUUGUUUGAAUAUGGAGGUUUUCCACCUGAAGCAAACUACCUUUUCUUGGGGGAUUAUGUAGACAGAGGCAAGCAGUCAUUGGAAACUAUCUGCUUAUUGCUGGCUUAUAAAAUCAAGUAUCCUGAGAAUUUCUUUCUGUUGCGAGGAAACCAUGAAUGUGCCAGCAUCAACCGCAUCUAUGGCUUCUAUGAUGAGUGUAAGAGGCGUUUUAACAUUAAAUUGUGGAAGACUUUCACAGACUGUUUCAACUGCCUUCCAAUUGCAGCGAUUGUGGAUGAAAAAAUCUUCUGUUGCCACGGAGGUUUGUCACCGGAUCUUCAGUCAAUGGAGCAGAUACGCAGAAUAAUGAGACCAACUGAUGUCCCUGACACAGGUUUGCUUUGUGACUUGCUAUGGUCUGAUCCUGAUAAGGAUGUACAAGGUUGGGGUGAGAAUGACCGAGGAGUGUCGUUCACUUUUGGAGCAGAUGUGGUUAGCAAAUUUCUUAACAGACAUGAUCUAGACUUGAUCUGUCGAGCUCAUCAGGUGGUAGAAGAUGGGUAUGAAUUUUUCGCUAAGCGACAACUGGUAACUCUCUUUUCAGCCCCAAAUUACUGUGGUGAAUUUGACAAUGCUGGCGGUAUGAUGAGCGUGGAUGAAACACUAAUGUGUUCAUUUCAGAUAUUGAAGCCUUCUGAGAAGAAAGCAAAGUACCAGUAUGGAGGACUAAAUUCUGGCCGUCCAGUGACACCACCUCGCACAGCCAAUCCACCAAAGAAGAGGUGAAGAACUUGAAGGACAAGCACAGGCAGCAUCUGGUCGUUUAUACUAAAAGGAAGAACAGCUUAUCUUAUGACUAAAUAAACAAGAAUAACUUAAUGAGCACUGCAGAGCCAUUCAUCGAAUCCUGUUUUUAUUAUAUGGACAUACUCUGAAAAAACAUACACAUUUCCACAGAAUGAACAAGUGUACAGUGAGUGGUGUAUUGCAAAUCAGUUGUGGCACUCCAGUUCCCUGGUUUUGAUACCACUGCUUUCUCUGUUAGAUCAGCACUCCAUCAUUGCCCUGCCCUCCUGUAUGUUUUGGACACAGUGGUCUCUGUAUUUUAUUUGCAUUUUUAAUUUUGUCAUGGCAGAGCUGUAUUGUAAUGGAUAGUCUUUUUUUCCUUAACAGCAAUAGCUCUUCAUCUUAGAAAACUCACUUCUGUAGUGCAACCUGGGGAUUAUGUUUCCUGGUCAUAACACAGUAUGUGUAAAUCCACGGCUUCAUUUUUAAGGAAGUCACUUCUGCAUGGUGAGUCAACUGUAUAUCCUUUUAAGAACAUCACUGACACGUUUGUAUUAAAGUAGAAUGUGACUUCUGAGGUGCUUACAAGUCUUGUGUCUUGCAGGUGGAUUUAUUUUGAUGUACGUUGUUUUGUAUGUUCGGAUAGCAAGUUUACUAGUUGUACUACUUCAUCCAGUCCUUUAGGAGCUGGGAUCCUUGUGGUCAUGUUAAUGUGUGGCACAGGUAAUGAAAAUGUAGUUAAAAAGAACAGCAGAGGUUUCAGCUGAGACACGUCCAAAGUAAACGUCACCUAUGGAACAGAAAGUCACUGCAAUAUCCUGUUAAACAUUUUGUGUGCGCUAUUCAUGUAAUUAAGUCAAGAAAAGUAAAACAUGGCAAUUUUUCAGGGA